Selaginella moellendorffii is the source of this 624-nucleotide messenger RNA. Its product is annotated as probable C-terminal domain small phosphatase. Gene Ontology annotation, molecular function: phosphoprotein phosphatase activity. Lineage: Eukaryota; Viridiplantae; Streptophyta; Lycopodiopsida; Selaginellales; Selaginellaceae. The record is from RefSeq and is a predicted model, not a curated record. The transcript has a single exon. Bases 1 to 624 code for a protein of 207 amino acids.
AUGGCUCAACUUGGCGAACAGCGCGUUGGCGAUCGAGGCAAGCCGACUUUGAUCCUUGAUCUCGAUGGGACUUUGAUAGCUACUUCGAGGCAAGCUAGCUUACAUGCGUGUUUCGACUUCGUGGUGGAGUUUGAUUCCGAGGAGCAGCCCGUUUGGGUGUCCAAGCGACCAGGGCUGGAGGAUUUCCUUCGGCAAGCCUCAGAGAUUUACGAGGUGGUGGUGUUUAGCCUCGGAAGGAAAUCCUAUGUGGAGAAGAUGAGGGAGGCGAUUGAUCCCAGUGGAUUAUUUGUGGCAACAUGGCUUGCUCGGGACUCUUGCAGCGGGAGCUCGGAGAUCAAGGACUACAAGGACUUGAACAGUCCAAAGCUUGGGAGGGAGUUGCGGAAGGUGGUGUGGGUGGACGAUUUCCGGGACUCGUUCAAGAUGAAUCUCGAGAGCGGGAUCGUGGUGCCCAUGUUUCGGAACAGCAGCAGGGAUGACGAUCGCGUCUUGUUUGAUUUGCUGCCGCUGCUCAAGAGAAUUGCCGGCGAGGAUGAUUUGAGGCCUGCUCUGCUCGCGUUGCCCCUGCCAACGCUAGAAUCCAACCUUGCAAAGGCGAUCAGUCGCCCAAAGCUUACAAGUUAA